Messenger RNA from Periconia digitata, 2290 nucleotides. NCBI's taxonomy places the organism in Eukaryota, Fungi, Ascomycota, Dothideomycetes, Pleosporales, Periconiaceae. The record is from the annotation of a GenBank genome assembly.
GCAUCAGAUGAAAGAGAACGAUUCAAAGACUUCCAUCGAUGGCAGCAUCAGUCAACAAUGGGGCCUACGAGCUUCCAUGACUAUGCAAAAACCUGUGCGGAGAAUAUCGCGUUUCUCCAUCUUCUCCAUUCUGUAUCUACUACGCCUUCACGUAAUACGUUUGAGACGAAAAACAAUCAGGCGAAAGACUAUACACUCACUCUUGCAGAAGAGCAUCGACUUGUGGAGUCCCUUGCUUUCUUAGCAAACGAUCGCGACGAUGUCAAUCAUAUCCCAGCCCUCUGUGUCAAGCAGGAUACAAAGACGUCCUCGUUGCGGGUUUUGCUAGCCGUUAAUCAGGCUCGAUGGCAGGGCGGUGCUCACAGUCUGCAACGGCUUCAGAGGGGCUUUGACAGUAUUUUCAUUCUACUAGCGGAUGUCGGGAAACGGACGGAACAUGACAUUUUGAAUGCGAUUGUUGCAAUGUGCACAAAACGCAUACUGCUGAGGUUGAGGCUCGCGCAUAAAAAACGGGGCCUGCCAAAGCAAACGAUCCAACAGGUCCUUCGGUCUACAAUUCAGUGCCUUGGGAAUCUUGAUAGCAAGAGGUUGGGCCAGCUUCACAAGCCAUCCAUCAUGUUCAUCCAGAAAGCCAAAAUCAUCAUCAAGUUGGCGGAUAACUGGGUUAAACACCAGACUCCUGUUCGAUUGAGAGAGUUGAUUGACUCGAUUUAUCUCUUGAAGCAGGCAGUAAACGUUGAAGCGCUACUUGGCGUCAUGUCCACCCGAAACAUGGAUCCUUCCAGCCGGAAGAGCAUGAUCAAUACUAUCCGUAAGGUUGCAAGAUAUCGCGAAAUAUCUCGAUAUUUACAUCCCUACGUCCAACCUUCGGGAGACCGCUAUACACCGAGUUUCGAAUCUGUUCUUGCACAAACUAAUCGAUCAUACCGGGAAGCGGAUGUUGCUCGAAUCUGCCGAUUAAUCGGUGCUACCAAAACCGAUGCCUACCAGAUGUUCGCCAGUCAAGUCAUAAGGACUCUAUCACAAUCAAAGAUACACGCUGAGAUACAACUUCUAUACUACAUCGAGCUGAAUCCCUCUAGUUCCCCUCCACGUAUCGUUGCCUCAAGUAAAGAUGCAUGUUUCCUAUGCAAUGCAUUCAUACUUAUGCACGGCAAACUGCAUACCGCUCGAACUCAUGGUCGCAUCUACCCUGGGUGGCGACUACCAUCUAUGCCGAAAUUUAUGGAUCUGGAGCAGAGUUUUAAUGCACUAUUAGAGAACGAGAUCGCUGAAAGUAUCACUUUGCUGUUUUCAAGGGGCCAGAGAACAGUGUACCCUGAUCCUCUUGAGAGCACUCUCCUCACUUUACCCUAUUCUGAGUCAACACUGCACAGUAUAAUGAGAGCUCCGAAUGAAAUCUAUAGAGAAGACUCUGUUCCACUGCUCUGCAGUAACAUAGAAAGAAUACAAGUGAACAUGGAAACGGCAGUCGUCACGUCCAAAGAAGGGGACACGAAGAAUACCGGGGACGAUUCUCAGCAAGAAUCAGCAGAAGUCACACAGGGGAAGCUCACAGAAGAUUCCCACGAAUCUUUGUCUGUGAAUCGAGCAGACAGAACUCUUGUGAAGUCUCCUCAAUCAGCAACCGCCGCUACCGCAAACAACAUACCAAACAGCAUUUCUGUAGCACCCGUCCCCACGAUAUCUCGCGCAAGUACCGAAUUGGAGAUGGUGCAAGGGCAAAUUUAUACUCUCGAGAAUCAGCCAACGCAUUGUACUGUCGGAAAACUACACGUGUACAUGGAUUACCCUGUCCGAAGUACCGAGCAUUCCAGUCAUUCCCUCACGUGGCUCGAGGAUCCCGAAGCAGAAAGACUUGUCACAAGCGAGAGUGUUUUCAUAGCGGACAUUGCCGAGUUGGAAGAUGAAGCAACGUACGAGGUUGAUGAUCAAAGCAACUUUUACAUAUCUGCCUGCGGAGCGAUAGUGCGAAUCACAGCCUCCAGUAUAGUGGAAUGAUCACAAUUUUUCUUGUUUUUUUUACUGUAAAGAGGUAACGGUAUAUAUUAUUUAGGUAGCAGUAGAUUUGUACGUAAAGUUUGUUUUUGUGAGUGAGUGUUGUCUUACACAACAUACAAGGCUGACAUAUAUAUCUGCAAGGCUAGGAGUGGGUCCUCCAGCAAAUACAAGAGACUAGGAGAGUAUAUACAGAACAUUCUCCUUAUCGCAUACUGCAACAAGAAGGCGACACCUAUAGUAACAGCGAUGGCGUUGUUCGAGUAGUGAUUAACAAGGCCGCCAUAGUUGU